Molecule: messenger RNA, 694 nt
Organism: Fopius arisanus
Lineage: Eukaryota; Metazoa; Arthropoda; Insecta; Hymenoptera; Braconidae
Exons: 2
Coding region: 25-594 (189 amino acids)
Source: RefSeq, a predicted model, not a curated record
CUGUGAACGAGAACGGACAAUAUCAUGGAGUCCAUUAAUCCAGAAAAUUUUUCAAUCUGCGAGGAAAAAAAUAUAUCAGCCAGUAAUAAUCCCUCGUGUUCCAAAACAAAAGAUGAAGCUGUGGAUGAGAAUUCGAAUGUCAUUGAACUAAUGGAGGAGCAGCCAACACCAGGGGAUUGCGUAUUGUCUCUCCUUCCUGGAAUAACGACCUUGAAGAUCGAAUCACCUGGUAUUUACCACGUAUUCGGAAAAGUGGAGAACAUCAUAGAAUCGAUGCAUCUGGCCCUCGUCCAGGCGACGAGCAAUGCAGUUUUCCUGGACAUUGAUACUCCAGUCUUCGUUGUUCUCCCCUCAUCCCUGGAGGAUGAUUCAAAUCCGGAGUACGUACUCCUCGGGGAAGUCGACGACGUCUUCGGACCCGUGGGAAGUCCCACGUACUCCGUCAAACUGAUGGGAAGUAUCGAUAAAUCGAACCUCAUCGACAGCUUUGUUUAUUUACUUUCCAAUCAUCCCAACACGAAUCUUCUUCGAGUCGAGAGCACUAGAGAUAAAAAAUACAAUAUUGUCAGUGCACAACGAUUUUAUGACGCAUGAUCGUCCUUUUUUGCGGGCACUAACAAUUUCCCUUCAAUUUUUUAAUAACUUUUUCUCUAAAACAGAUUCAUUUUUAUAUUUACCAAAAAAUUAUUUCUGU